Messenger RNA from Trichomycterus rosablanca, 3341 nucleotides. It is a transcript of the gene myo1d, whose product is annotated as myosin 1D. NCBI's taxonomy places the organism in Eukaryota, Metazoa, Chordata, Actinopteri, Siluriformes, Trichomycteridae. The record is from RefSeq and is a predicted model, not a curated record. Gene Ontology annotation, cellular component: microvillus; cytoplasm; plasma membrane. The transcript is spliced from 22 exons. The coding region runs from base 16 to 3030 and encodes 1004 amino acids. Gene Ontology annotation, molecular function: ATP binding; microfilament motor activity; actin filament binding. Gene Ontology annotation, biological process: actin filament organization; vesicle transport along actin filament.
AAACCAAACCGCAUUAUGGCUGAACACGAGAGUUUGGAGUUUGGAAAAGCGGAUUUUGUGCUUCUGGAUAAUGUUUCUUUGGAGGAAUUUCUGGCCAACCUUAAACUCAGGUUCGAUAAGGGUCGCAUCUACAGCUACAUCGGCGAGGUGGUGGUGUCGGUGAACCCCUACCGUGCCAUGAACAUCUACGGGCGGGACAUGGUGGAGCAGUACAAGGGCAGAGAGCUGUACGAGCGCCCGCCUCAUCUUUUUGCCAUCGCGGACGCCGCAUACAAAGCCAUGAAGAGAAGAAACAAAGACACCUGCAUCGUAAUCUCAGGGGAAAGUGGAGCAGGAAAAACAGAAGCCAGUAAAUACAUAAUGCAAUAUAUCGCUGCUAUUACCAAUCCUAGCCAAAGAGCAGAAGUGGAGAGAGUGAAAAACAUGCUGCUGAAAUCCAACUGUGUCCUGGAAGCUUUCGGAAAUGCCAAAACCAACCGCAACGAUAAUUCCAGCCGGUUUGGGAAGUACAUGGAUAUCAACUUUGAUUUUAAAGGAGACCCUAUUGGAGGCCAUAUCAGUAACUACCUGCUGGAGAAGUCUAGAGUGAUCUUCCAGCAGGAAGGGGAGAGAAGUUUUCACUCGUUCUACCAGCUUAUGAAAGGAGCUCCAGACUCACUGUUGCGAUCCCUGCACAUCCAGAAAGAUCCUCUAGUUUAUAACUACAUUAAAGUUGGAGGACAAAUAAAGUCCUCCAUUAAUGACAGUGCAGAUUUCAAAGCUGUAGCUGAUGCCAUGAAGGUGAUCGGAUUCACCGGCGACGAGAUUCAGACCGUCUACAGGAUCCUCGCUACCAUCCUGCACCUGGGCAACCUGAAGUUUGGCACGGACGGUGAUGUGACUCUGAUUGAGAACUCCAAGCUCGUGGUCGUGCUAGCUGACCUGUUGUCUACUAAAGAGGAGAACGUGGAGAAAGCUUUGCUGUACCGCACUGUGUCUACUGGGAGGGAUGUCAUUGACAAGCAGCACACCGACCAAGAGGCCAGUUAUGGCCGGGAUGCUGUGGCCAAGGCUAUUUAUGAACGCCUCUUCUGCUGGAUUGUGGGAAGAAUCAAUGACAUUAUUGAAGUAAGAAACUAUGACGUUAAAAUUCAUGGGAAGAACACAGUGAUUGGUGUGCUGGACAUCUAUGGUUUUGAGAUCUUUCAGAACAACAGUUUCGAGCAGUUCUGUAUAAACUACUGCAAUGAAAAACUCCAGCAGCUCUUCAUUCAGCUGGUGCUCAAGCAGGAGCAGGAGGAGUACCAGCGAGAGGGCAUCCCGUGGAAACAUAUUGACUAUUUCAACAAUCAGAUCAUCGUUGAUCUGGUGGAACAGCAGCAUAAGGGCAUAUUUUCCGUCCUGGAUGAAGCGUGUAUGAACGUGGGCAAGGUGACGGAUGAGAUGUUCCUGCAGGCCCUCAACGGCAAACUGGCCAAGCAUGCUCACUACACCAGCCGCAAGCUCUCCCCUACUGACAAGAGCCUGGAGUUUGAACGGGACUUUCGUAUUCGGCACUAUGCAGGAGAUGUAGUGUACUCCGUGGUGGGCUUUAUCGACAAGAACAAGGACACGCUGUUCCAGGAUUUCAAACGGCUGUUAUAUAACAGCUCCAACCCUGUUCUGAAAGCCAUGUGGCCCGAGGGGAAGCUGAGCAUCACCGAGGUCACCAAGCGACCUCUCACAGCGGGCACGCUCUUUAAGAACUCCAUGAUCUCACUGGUGGAGAACUUGGCGUCUAAGGAGCCGUACUAUGUCCGCUGUAUCAAACCCAAUGACGUGAAAUCCCCUCUGCUGUUCGAGCACGAGCGCUGUAAGCACCAGGUGGAGUACCUGGGCCUGCUGGAGAACGUCCGUGUGAGGCGUGCUGGUUUCGCGAACCGCCAGACUUACCCUCGCUUCCUACAGAGGUAUAAGAUGAUCUCCGAGUUCACGUGGCCCAAUCACGACCUGCCUUCAGACCAGGAAGCGGUAAAGCGGCUGCUGCAGGGGUGUGGCUUUGAGCACGAUGUAGCCUAUGGAAAGACCAAGGUGUUCAUCCGCACCCCUCGCACCAUCUUCAGUCUGGAGGAGCAGAGAGCCCACAUGGUGCAACGGAUCGUCCUGUUUCUGCAGAAGAUAUGGCGCGGCACGAUCGCCAGGAUGCGUUACCGGCGCAUGCGGGCCGGUCUCAUCAUUCUGCGCGCGUACCAGCGAUACAAGGUCAAAUCCUACAUCCACGAGGUGAACCGCCGCUUCCAGAACGUACGCUCUAUGAAGGAUUACGGGAGGCACGUGAAGUGGCCCACACCUCCCAAAGUGCUGCGUCGAUUUGAGGAGGCGCUGAAGAACAUCUACAACAGGUGGUGGGCUUGGACCCUAAUUAAGCGCCUGACUCCAGAGGAGAUGUUACAGGUCAGGGCUAAAGUCGCCACGCUGGAGUGCCUGAAGGGUCACCGGGCAGACCUCGGCCUGCAGAGAUCCUGGGAGGGCAAUUACCUGAAGAGAGACAGUCCUGACACAGCAUCCUCCUUCACUUUGGUGUCCAGUGAUCUGCAGAGGAAAGAUAAAUUUAUGAGAGUGCUUUUCUCCUGCAACGUCCGCAAGAUCAAUCGCUUUAACAAGGCAGAGAACCGGGCAGUGUUGAUUACUGACCGUCACCUCUACAAGAUGGACCCACUCAAACAGUACAAGCCGAUGAAGAGUAUUCCUCUGCAUAACAUAACAGGAGUGAGCGUGUCUCCAGGGAAGGACCAGCUGGUGGUAUUCCACACCAAAGAUAACCGGGACCUGAUCGUGUGCCUACAGGGCAUGGUGCCAGCGGGCGAAAGCCGUGUCGGUGAGCUGGUCGGCACCCUGUUCAGCCACUUCAAAAGUGAGAAGAGUAAGCUGCAGGUGAAUACCAUCAGUCCCAUUCAGUGCAGUAUGAAUGGGAGAAAGUGUACUGUUGUGGUGGAGCCCAAAAUCAACCAGUCACAGCCAGACUUCAUCAAAAGCCGAUCGGGUUACAUUCUCGCUGUGCCAGCCAACUAACCAGCAUGAAUGAAAGAUAUCCCAAGCCAUCACCAAAUCAGUUGAAACUGUAAGCCAUAUUAAACUUGCUUUAAGAUUAAUCAGGUUAUUUGAAGCGGGAAGUUUAAGUACCUGAUAAUCCAUGUAAAACAUUCCAUUUGAUAAAAAUGUAUUUUUUUUGCUUUAAACCAGCUUUCAUGUAAUCAUUAAUGUCGUGCAGUGCUUAUUUAUGUACAUUUCAGCCAAAUAAAGCGACACAUAAAUAUUCUAUUUAUGAGGAACAUAUGAUGCAUUAUUCAGAUGUACUUAAACAAUAUUUUGACAUGCUGGAA